CUCUUUAUAUUCAUCCAAUCGCAUCUCUCUCUCCGGCAAAAACAAGAAAGUUUCAUUACCAUGUAUCCAACCUCCACCGGAGAUCAUUCCAACACCAUCAAUGCUAGCGGCAGCAACGGCGGAGGUGGAGGCAUAGGCCUCGCUCGCUACCGCUCUGCACCGGUCUCCUUCUUAAACACCACCGUUGACUCAGUCAUAAAUGGAGAAAACGGUCAACAAAAUACCGCCAGUAACCACAUGGUUAACGGUAACAGUAACAGUAACAGAACACCUACGCGGUUCUUCUCACCUCCUGAUACGACGUCGUCUCAGGUCUCGGAGCGCCCACAAACGACGUCAUUUCGGUUAAAUGAGUUUGCAACGGCUUUUAACGGCAUGAAAAGUGCGAAUCAGUCUCCGUCGCCGUUAUUCCGGCAUGGUAGCUCUCCGGCCGGUUUUCUUAACACUCUUGUGUCUUCUACUCCCGCCGAUGUAAGGGGGUCAAGAUUAAGUUCUCAAAUCAGUUUCGCAGGAUCAAGCUCAUUUUCCCAAAUAUCUGAAGAAACGAAUGUUACCAAUCCCCUUGUGUUUUCCUCCUCCUCAUCACAUAACAAAAGAGCUAAGAAUGACAUGAAUGGUCUCAAUAUCAUGGAGUCAGAGUUUAAUUUUGGAUUAUCAGAAUCUGGUCUAGAUGCUGCCACAAUGGACCUUCCUCAUGAUUCGGUCCCUUGUAAAAUACGUGCCAAGCGUGGCUGCGCUACUCAUCCUCGAAGCAUUGCAGAAAGAGAAAGAAGAACAAGAAUAAGUGGGAAAUUGAAGAAGUUGCAAGAUCUUGUUCCAAAUAUGGAUAAGCAAACAAGCUAUUCAGACAUGUUGGAUUUGGCAGUACAACACAUAAAAGGUCUUCAAACUCACGUUCAGAGCCUAAAAAAGGAACUUCAAAAUUGCUCUUGUGGAUGCAAACCAGCAAAUUGAAAAUUGUUUGAUACUUGAAGAAGGGAAGUCUUGUAGGGUUACGGUAACAAUAGCUUGACGUUGAUAUUAACAAUCCAUCCAUAAGAGAGCCUCAUUAUACACAUUGAUCGAACCAUAUGAAGCGUACAUUAAAAGAAAGCGAAAUCAUCUCAGGGUUCAGUUUACUUGUUUUGUAUUUUUUUUUUUUUUUUUUUUUUGGGUAUUUUUCAAGUACACAUCUUGUUCAUGUUUGGGACAAAUACUGAUGUAAUUACAGGAUUUUGAUAAAUGUUUGUGUAUUUAUAAAAUUUGCAUUUAAUUCUGAA
Messenger RNA from Helianthus annuus (common sunflower), 1259 nucleotides. RefSeq names its product transcription factor bHLH128. Gene Ontology annotation, molecular function: DNA-binding transcription factor activity, RNA polymerase II-specific; RNA polymerase II cis-regulatory region sequence-specific DNA binding; protein dimerization activity. Bases 61 to 954 code for a protein of 297 amino acids. Gene Ontology annotation, biological process: regulation of transcription by RNA polymerase II. The transcript has 6 exons. Gene Ontology annotation, cellular component: nucleus. Lineage: Eukaryota; Viridiplantae; Streptophyta; Magnoliopsida; Asterales; Asteraceae. The record is from RefSeq and is a predicted model, not a curated record.